Sorex araneus (European shrew) is the source of this 3317-nucleotide messenger RNA. RefSeq names its product tigger transposable element derived 5 (gene TIGD5). Gene Ontology annotation, molecular function: DNA binding. NCBI's taxonomy places the organism in Eukaryota, Metazoa, Chordata, Mammalia, Eulipotyphla, Soricidae. Bases 154 to 1986 code for a protein of 610 amino acids. The record is from RefSeq and is a predicted model, not a curated record. The transcript has a single exon. Gene Ontology annotation, cellular component: nucleus.
CCAGGCGGCGGGGCGGGGCCAGCGCGCCUGCGCCGGCUAGACAAAGGGGAGGGUCGCGGCCGGCCCCGCCCCUGAGUGCCCCGCCCCGCGCGGUCGCUCCGCGGGGCUUAUGGCUCCCGCGUUCCCGCGGCCACCGUCACCGUUGCCGCCGCUAUGUACCCUGCGGGACACCCUGCUGGGCCGGCCCCACGCCCGGCCGAUUCGCCGCGGCUCCCGGCGCCGCCGCCCGCGCCCGCGCCGCGCCCGAGCGUGGCCUUCCGCAAGGCCUACUCCAUCAAGGACAAGCUGCGGGCCAUCGAGCGCGUCAAGGGCGGCGAGCGGCAGGCCAGCGUGUGCCGCGACUUCGGCGUGCCCGGGGGCACGCUGCGCGGCUGGCUCAAGGACGAGCCCAAGCUGCGCUGGUUCCUGGAGCAGCUGGGCGGCGAGGUGGGCACGCAGCGCAAGAAGAUGCGACUGGCCAACGAGGAGGAGAUUGACCGCGCCGUGUAUGCGUGGUUCCUGACGCUGCGCCGGCACGGCGUGCCGCUGUCGGGGCCGCUCAUCCAGGCGCAGGCCGAGGCCUUCGCGCGCCAGAUCCACGGGCCCGAGUGCACCUUCAAGGCCAGCCACGGCUGGUUCUGGCGCUGGCAGAAGCGCCACGGCAUUUCCAGCCAGCGCAUCUACGGUGAGGCCGAGGCUGCUGCUGCUGCGCCCGCGCCCGGGCCACCGGUCAAGCAGGAGCCCGAGCCCGCGCCCGGCGCCGGCCCCGCGCCCGCCCGCGCGUCCGCGACGCCGGGCCCCGCCGACGGCGGCUAUGGGGACGAGCAGAUCUACAACGCCAACGUCACCGGCCUCUACUGGAAGCUACUGCCCGAGCGGGCGGCACCCCGGAGCCCCGGGGGCCGCGGCCACCACGGACGUGGGGACCGGGUCACCGUGCUGCUGGCCGCGAACCUGACCGGCAGCCACAAGCUGAAGCCGCUGGUGAUCGGGCAGCUGCCGGAUCCCCCGAGCCUCCGCCACCACAACCAGGACAAGUUCCCCGCCUCCUACCGCUACAGCCCCUACGCCUGGCUCAGCCGCCCGCUGCUGCGCGGCUGGUUCUUCGAGGAGUUCGUGCCAGGCGUUCGGCGCUACCUGCGCCGCAGCUGCCUGCAGCAGAAGGCUGUGCUGCUCGUGGCCCACCCGCCAUGCUCUGGCGCUGCCGCGCGGGCUGCUGCCCCGGAGGAGGGCGAGGAGCCCCGCAGGCUGCGCUUCCCCCACACCGCCGGCUCCCCGGAGGAGCUACAGACGCCCGACGGGGCCGUGCGCAUGCUGUUCCUGAGCGCAGGCAGCGAUGGUGCGCACAUCCCCGCCCCGCUGGAGCAGGGCGUGGUGGCCGCCUUCAAGCAACUGUACAAGCGGGAGCUGCUGCGCCUGGCGGUGUCGUGUGCCGCGGGCUCGCCGCUGGACUUCAUGCGCAGCUUCAUGCUCAAGGACAUGCUCUACCUGGCCGGCCUCUCCUGGGACCUAGUGCAGGCGGGCAGCAUCGAGCGCUGCUGGCUCCUGGGCCUGCGCGCGGCGUUUGAGCCUCGGCCUGCGGAGGAGCACGGGAGGCAGCUGGCCAGCCAGGUGGAGUCAGCAGCCGAGCACAGCACUGUGUUCAGCGACCUCACGCACCUGACCGCCCUGGCCUACCAGCGCCUGGCUCCUGAGGAGGUGGCCGAGUGGCUGCAUCUGGACGACGAAGGGGGUUUGUCAGAUGGCAGCAGGGGCGACGCGGGCCCCGCCCACGGUCCCUGCCUACCUGAUCUGGGGGAGGAGAACGCUCCUGACCGAGGAGUGGCCCCAGUGCCUACAGCCGGGGAGGCUGUGCGGGGUCUGGAGACGGCCCUGCGGUGGCUGGAGAGCCGGGACCCACUGGAAGUGGGGCCCCUCAAGCUGGUGCAGCUGCGCUCGCUGGUCAGCAUGGCCCGCAGGCUGGGGGGCGUCACGCCCUCCCCAGCAGGCCCUGCCCAGGGUGAGUGAGCCCGCCACUGCACUUGGACCCGAGGUCUUCCCAUCCUCCUGCCUCUGGGAUCUGUGGCCACCUGACCUGCAGGAUUCUGUGAAGGGUCAUCCCACCCUUGAGGGGCAGCUCUCCAGGGCUCCUCCCCAGCCCUUGCAGUGCCUCCACUGUGGCCACCCCAGUGACGUGACCUGGAUGUGGCUUUGGCCAGAGCCCUGGCGCUGCAUGGCCAUCCCAUGGGGGAGGCCUGGCCUAUUUUGGCCUUUGUUGUGUUGAGUCCAUCUCAGACUUUCGAGGGCCGGCCGGCCUUGGGGCUCCUGAGCCACUCAGUGCAGCUGGGCUGAAGGUGGCAGUGGGAGUUUCCUGGGUGCAGGAUCCCAUUGGAGCUGCUCCACGCCUCAGGCUGGGCCCUGGUGCUUCCCCCAGUGUCAGCUUGCUCGGUCUCCCUUGGCCACAGCCCUGAGCAGCUGCCUGUCCAGAUGUGGGCCCAGCACUGACAGCCAUGCCAGGGUGACCCUCAGUGCCUUCUUGCCCCACGGCCCUUCUGGGCAGUGCUGUGGGAUGCCAGGAAGUUGCUCCUUGCCCUGUGGAACGGGGCUGCCACGUGAUGGUGUGAGAGGAAAGGCUCUGGAUCCCUGGGUGGGGCUGCGAGAGCCACACUGGCCCUGAACCUGGAGGAGCCAGGACAGGCAAGGCUGCUUGGGGACGCUUGUCCCCUCCCCCAGCUGUCCAGCUGAUGGCCUUCCGUGUGGAAAGGGGCCUGUGCUGGCCGCCUAGAAGCCUCUGCCAGGGUUUCCCCCUGGCACUGGCUAGGCCCUUUGGGGACAGCCACUGCAGUCUCCUCAGGAUAGCAGGGUUGUGGUCCCCUUGUGCCAUGUGGUCCCCUGGGGCACUAGCAUGUAGACCCACCACCCGGGCCCUGUUUCAUAUGAAGUCACGGGGAAGUCAGGCCAGGGGCUUCCUCAAGGAACCCUGGAGUUGCCACAGAUUGGCUUAGUGACCCCAGCUAGGUACCUUCCCUGUGUCACCUGCCUGGCCAGUCUGGGAGUUUGCAUGAGGGUGGGGCUCUGCUGCACAUGGGGGCUUGUCCUGACCACAUGCUCAUACCAGGGUUGGGUACCCUGGUCAGGGCCUUCUGGCACUACAGGAUGCGGAAAGUCACUCCAAGAGGUGCUCACCUGGAGAGGUGGUGUGGCUCAGGGCACUGCUCACCUCCAGAUCUGUCAGAACCUGUGACCCUAAGGCAGCUCCAGCCCUGGCUCAGGUAGGGGCACCCUUGGGCAAGGCUGGAGUAUGAGUCCUGGGGGGCCAUGGGACCCCAGUGCUCUGUAAUAAAGGUCAGACAUGGUCA